Molecule: messenger RNA, 2858 nt
Organism: Notothenia coriiceps (black rockcod)
Lineage: Eukaryota; Metazoa; Chordata; Actinopteri; Perciformes; Nototheniidae
Gene: cunh3orf18
Product: chromosome unknown C3orf18 homolog
Exons: 5
Coding region: 500-997 (165 amino acids)
Source: RefSeq, a predicted model, not a curated record
CUCUGUUUGCAGCAUCCCUGGAGCAGCCUCUGUUGUGUGAAAUACAAGAAAGGGCAAAGCGGAGGGGGGUUGAUCCGAAGAGGAAACCGGAGAAUGGGAAGGGGAUCUUUUUUAGGCUGCUGGAAUAGGGUUACUCUGGUGUGUGGAGUCCAUCUUCACAGAAAAUGGCUUUGUUUUUGUCAAUGUAAACAGCCUGUGCAGUGCCUGUUUUGCUAAAGGGGGAAGCAGAAUAGGAGGAGGGGCAGCCACUGGAGGAAAUGCUGCCUCUUCCAAUGACAUUUUCCCCUCUCUAGCUAACCCUGGCCUGCCGUAGCUCACAUCUGAAGUCAUGCAUGUUGUUAAGUUUUUUCUCCAGAUGAAAUUGCAAAGCCCCAUCAAUGCUCAAACCAGAGAGAAGUCACCUGUGUCCACCAUGAGACGCACUAGAGGCUGAGCGACACAGCAACGUCCACACAAAGAACCAAAAUACAUCCUUCAGUUAAAAGUGUUGCACCUGACCAUGGCCGUAACUGCAGCUAAGACAACUCCAAGUUUUUUCUCCACAACUGCCACGACCACAGCAAUCCCCUUCCUCUCGACGAGCAAGGGCGUCAGAGACAAUGUCACCUCCAGAACGACAUUAAUGACUGUUACUAUCACAGCAAACGAGACCAGCUUCAAUGCCACCUCGUUCCCAGAGGCCGUGAUGGAGGGCUCGGGAAUGGGAAUGGUGCUCGUACCCUUUGGCAUCAUCACUGUCAUCGGCUUGGCAGUGGCAAUAAUGCUGUAUAUUCGGAAACGGAAGCGGCUGGAGAAGCUGAGGCACCAGCUCAUGCCCAUGUACAGCUUUGACCCGGCUGAAGAACAAGACGACCUGCUGGAACAGGAACUACUGGAUCACGGCCGGGACGGCAGCCUCGCGGGUCCCAAUGCCAAGACUCUCACAACCUCCCAGGGGACGACACAGAGGCCCAGUCGUCUGGUCUUCACAGAUGUAGCAAAAGCUCUCAACGCUUAACGGCUCUCUUCCAUUCGUUCGUUUCAGUUUGAUGCUCGAGAAACAGACUGUCUCUCAGGAAGAAAAACUAAGGGAAAGCUGGAGUGUUUUUAGGACAACUGUGGCUUUGAAGGACAUUUUCAUCACUCUGACACAGGACGAAGUGGUUUUCAAAAAAAAAUUGUAGGGUGCAUGUUUGAUAAGGGAGUAUAAUGGUAGGAAUCAUAUGAUCUUGCACUUUUAUUAUUUGGUACACAAAUGCAGUGGGAUGCACUUGAAUCAUGUUGCGUCAUUGCUGUUAAAAUGUUUGGUAGCUUUUCAGUGAAGUUCUUCUGAGCUUCAAUAUCUACUUCCAUGUUUGAAGGGAGAAAUGCACACUUGUGUUUUAAUGAUUUUGUGGUCUUUUGUCUCUGAUGAGCUUGAACUCUGGAUGUUUUUUCAUCCUUAAGUGAGGAGUCCCUCACUGUUUUGUUUCCUCUUUAUUGAGCAAAGAAGAUCUGUUACCAUCUGUAUACAUUAAAACAAUUUAAACCAAUUUGAAAGAAAAAAGGUUUUGAUGUACAAACCCAUGACAAAAGAGUUGAUGGGUGUGAUAUUUUAUUGAUAAGGGAUAAAGAAGCAGAAUAACACAAAUCACAUGGUAAAGAAUCAUUACAAAACAUAUAUCACAGGUUUGUGAGUUGUAUUAAUGUAUUGGAUGAGGACACAUCAAUAACAUAACUACAAAAUGGUGUUAAAAGUAAGGCAUAAAAGAUGAUUUCUCAAGUUACACUUCAACUUUUCAAUAGUUGAAUAUGGAUCAAGUACUGUAUGUACUAUCAGUAAGAUCACAGAACAACGUUGUCCCCUUAUCGAGAGUAAAUAUCCAGACACAGCUUGUGUAAAACAACAAACACUAACCCAGCCGUAGUUAAAUUAAGAGGCGCCCUUCAGGCUGACUUACGUUAAUUAUGGUGACGUGAAUGUUGCGAGAUGAGUGGACUACAACAGUACUAGUUAGACAAUGAUUUCAAGAUUUCAUGAUCCACAUCUCCUGCAGGUUCUGUGGAAAAGGUCAGACACCACUAGCCAAAGACUUUCUUCAGAGACGUCCUUGGCUUAUUCAUUUUUUUAGAGGUAGUCCAAAAGGGCAAAACGUAACGUCAAUGCAGUUGUACAAUAAAACAUAACUGUCUGUAAAUUCAUUAAGCUCCAUGGCAGCAAUUUACCCAACAAUGCUGAAAUACAUACACAAAUGGGGAUAUUACAUACCAUCAGUGAUAUGAAAAAUGAAAUGAAAUAAGCUUACUGUCAGUUUAAGGGCAGAAAUAUUGACCACCAAGGUCUUAAAAACGUUACUGUAUUAAAAGACUGGAACCUGGAAACUUCUUUAUUUUUUAAUUAACUAAACAAUUGGAAAUUAUAGAAAAAAUACUUUGAAAUACCAUUAUUACCAAGUACUCUGAGUGAUUAUUUAUGAUGAUUUAUUAAAGAUAAACAAGUAUAUUUAGGGGUUACCCUUAAACUGUGUUUUUUACAUCAUUCAGAUUGUUUUAUUUCUCUUUUAAACCCCACAAGCGUUGACCACAAAUCGAAUUCCAUUAAUUUCCAUUGUAUUUGAGAUUCAGAAACACAUAUCUCAGAACUGGUCAAAAAACAAAACUAUCUGCAUGACUUGAAACCACAAGUUAGAAAGAAGAACCACAAAUUAAAAGUUUAAUUAACAACUAUGGGUUGAUCAAUGAGUCAUUUGUUAACAAAUGUAUACUUAUUCUUCUGGUAUAAUAUAUUUUUGCGAUCAGCAUUACUAUCACAUAGUAGCCCAAUUGUUGCGGGUCACUAAAAGUCUCUUAUAACGACCAUAUAGAAAAAUGAAGGAACAACCUUUUUUCCUUUCAUAAAU